GGCAUCACAGACGUAGUCUGGCAUAUUAGUGUAAAAUAAAAAUGUUACAGACAAACCGUGCAUUGGCAAAAGAGCAAACUGAACUAUACGCAGUUGAAAAGAAAUUGGUGAAGGUCUUGCCAGUAAUACAGGAAGCUCUCAACUCUCUGAAGGUGGAAGAGCUCCAUCUGAAAUCGUUGUCUUUGCAACAUUCUUUGCAAUGUAAACACGAAACCAAUUCCCCAUUUCCAACUAACAAUUCUUUGGACAUUACUUUAUAUGAUCCACUUAAGGCUAAAGUCAAUCCGCUACGAAAGCAAGACGAUAUCAAUCGACAGGAAAUUGAUCUUGAAAUGUUUGUUGAUAGAUUACAAAAUUACGAUGUUGAACAGGACUCAGAUUAGACACACAA
Messenger RNA from Drosophila willistoni, 391 nucleotides. RefSeq lists its product as uncharacterized. Gene Ontology annotation, cellular component: nucleus. Gene Ontology annotation, biological process: transcription initiation at RNA polymerase III promoter; transcription by RNA polymerase II. The transcript is spliced from 2 exons. Bases 42 to 383 code for a protein of 113 amino acids. NCBI's taxonomy places the organism in Eukaryota, Metazoa, Arthropoda, Insecta, Diptera, Drosophilidae. The record is from RefSeq and is a predicted model, not a curated record.